Messenger RNA from Acanthosepion pharaonis, 1761 nucleotides. The record is from the annotation of a GenBank genome assembly. NCBI's taxonomy places the organism in Eukaryota, Metazoa, Mollusca, Cephalopoda, Sepiida, Sepiidae.
AUGGACGAAACAGUCGAACUCAAUGCGACAUUACAUUCACUCAUUAACAAACUCAUGGAUAAAUACUGUCUCGUUCGGCAUUUUGGUGGGCAACAAAUCAAGAUGUGCGCGAUCAUGGCUCUCCACAAAUUCCUAUCCACUGUUGCUCAGAUCAUCUUCCUUUCUCAAGACCGAACCGAUCGUAUAGGAAACAUGAGCGACAAUGAUGCAGCCAGCUACCAACCAAAAAGUUAUGAUAUCCCUGGAUCAGCUGUUACCAGAAGAUGCGCUAUUCCUGAUUUACCAAACGACACCUACGCAAUCCAAGAUACGGACCACGCCGAUCUGGUCAAGGCUUAUAUUCCACAGCACAUGGAAGAUGGAGAGCGCAAAUAUAACAAUUGUUAUUUCUACAGCAAUGAAACAUUAGGCGGUAACGGAACGAUGCAUGCAUGUAAUUCUUGGGUUUAUGACAAAUCACAGUAUCAGACAUCAGUUACCAGUGACAUGAACUUGGUAUGCGAUCGUGCAAUUUUCACUAGUCAUGUAAAGACCGUUUUUUUUGUCGGAGCAUUUAUCAUGUUUUUGAUUGGCGGAUGGAUUUCAGAUAAGUUUGGACGGAAAAUAACUCUAGUUUCUUGUGUUCUUAUUCAAGGAAGCAGUUCUCUGGCGAGUUCACAAGUAAACAACGUUUAUUUAUUUCUCUUCAUCCGUUUUUUAUCGGCCGUCGGAGGAGCUGGAGGUUUUGGUGCGCUCCUUGUAUAUGUAACAGAAAUUACAUCCAUGAAGUAUCGAUCCCGACCGUCACUGGCAAUACAAAUUGGGUUUCCUGUUGCUUUUAUUUUGAUUUCUCUGAUCGCGUACUUCAUAAGAGUCUGGAGAUUGUUAAUAAUCAUCAUCUCAGUACCAUUAAUACCAUUGGCAUUAUUAAUCAUGUGGUUUGUCCCAGAGUCGCCCCGUUGGUUGAUGAUUGUAAACAGAAAAAAACAUGCUGGAAAAAUCUUAAAUAAAAUGGCAGAAAUAAACAAGAGUAACUUUCGUUAUGAAAUGGAACAUGAAAUUGAAACAUCUAAUAGCAAUGACAGAAGCGUCAAAGUAUGGAAAAUUUUCACUGUUCGAACUCUUCUGAAAAAAACUUUAAUUAUGAUGUUCAACUGGGGAACAAUGAUAUUCGUUUACUAUGGAAUGACUCUGAACAUCGGUGUUCUGGCGGGUAAUGUUUAUUUGAAUUUAGUUCUGAAUUCUAUCGUCGAAAUCUCAGUGAUUCUUUUCGCUGCCAUCGUUGUGGAUCGUUUAGGAAGAAAGAAAUUGACACUUUUCUUCAUGGUUGCCAGUGGUAUAACUGGUAUUCUUACCCUCUUCCCAUAUCUGUACGCAUCAAAAGAUCAGUACUGGACGAUAACGGCGCUGACCACAUUUAGUAGAAUGUGUGUAUCAGGAGCUUCUUCAAUUAUCUAUCUUUAUACCUGCGAACUUUAUCCUACAUGCAUUCGAAAUUCUUCAGUGGGAUUUUUCGGCGCCUUUGCGAGGGUUGGAGGGGUAAUCUCACCCUACAUUAUGGACAUCUCAACUUUGGUUCCUGGGCGAGUGGGUAAAAGUCUCCCUUUGAUGGUGAUGGGAUUUACAUGCUUCGUAUCUGGGAUUUUAAUUAUCUUUCUACCUGAAACAACUAACAAACCGAUGCAAGAUACUCUUGAUGAGGUGAUGAAUAACAAACACACAAAUAACAGCGAAUGCAAAGGAGAAAUGGAUGAAACACUCGAACUCAAUGCGGUGGCAUGA